UGUGUAUUACUCUAAACCUGAGCAGUAAGUGUUAUGUAUGCUACAGUCAGAUUAAAAAACACGUUUGAGUGUAUUCAGUCUGAUUUGAAAAGAUUUGAUCUGCCUGAAGAUUUUCUCCUUACGCCCUGAGAUGUCCUCCUUAUAGAUAACUUUCACCUUCAUCAGAUGAGUGUUCAGACAGGCUUCUGCCAUCCAGCGUCUGCACAGAGACACUCAAACAUCCAAGUGAAGUAACAGAAAAACUUUUUUGCAUGGCGCUUAACUUUAAGCUAAAUACACCAUUUAAAAGCCAACCUUAUUAUCUGAAAAAUGCAUUGUCGCAAAGAUGAAAGCAGGGCUGUUACUUUGUUGGUUUUCUCAACCAACUGAACAGUGGCGACGCACGUCUCAGAGUGAAACCUUAUCUGUGUGGUUUUAAAGCAGCAUGUCGAUGGACGUUUGUACGUUUCCAGUGGGUGCUCGCCCUCUCCUCUGCUCUGCUGCUCCACUGGACGGGGUUGGUCCUCUGUCUUGGACUCUGUGUGGCGAUUGGAGAUUCCAGGCCAGGCCCUGGAGCCUCCCCCCUGUGACACACUUUCAGCGCUGAACCGCCAGCAUGACUUUCAUUGCUCUCCAAGGGCGGGUGGUGCACCUUCAGGAAAAAACAAACAAACAUGGAGGCCUUAGGAGUGCAAGUGUACCGACCCUGCUCAUUUGACUGUCUCAGCCCGUCGGACCAGCGCGGCUCCUCCAAGCCCCCGCUGAGCUCCUCGGCCAUGACAUCACGCAUCCUGCUGCGACAACAGCUGAUGCGGGAGCAGCUUCAGGAGCAGGAGCGGCGGGAGCAGCAGAGACAACAGGCCUCCCAGUACCCACAAACCACUGUGGCCCAGACCCCCGCCAUCAACGUCAGUGCCCCGCCCACUUUACCACCUGCCGCCCAGGUGCCAAUGGAGGUGCUCAAGGUCCAGACUCAUCUGGAGAACCCAACCAAAUAUCACAUCCAGCGUUCCCAGCAGCAGCAGGUGAAGCGGUACCUGGGAAAGGUUGGCUCUCAGGUGUUGAGCUUGCCUUGCCCCAACCAGACCUCUGACCACGGGGGCAUGCCGCCAGGGCCGGGCAACAGUGCCCCCAACAGCCCUAUGGCCUUACUGACCUUGAACACUAACUGCGAGAAAGAGAUGGAUGAUGUCAUUGAUGACAUUAUUAGUCUGGAGUCCAGUUACAGUGAUGAUAUCCUUGGCCUGAUGGAUCCAGGACUUCAGAUGGCCAACACGAUUCCUGUGCCUGCUAACCUCAUGGACAUGUAUGGCAAUCAGGGUAUGUCCCAGCAAGGUCUGCCCAUCAGCAACUCCUGCCCUGCCAACCUGCCCAACAUCAAAAGGGAAUACUCCGUUUCACAAUCCCCGGCCAUCAUGCAUAUGCUGGAUAAGUCUGGAUCCUGUGGCAAAUUUGAAAACUAUCAAAGGCCUGAAGGGUUCCCUGUGGAAGCUGAGGUAAGAGCUAUGGCAAAGGAAAGGCAGAAGAAGGAUAACCAUAAUUUAAUUGAGAGGAGACGACGGUUUAACAUCAAUGAUCGAAUCAAGGAACUGGGAACUUUAAUUCCAAAGUCCAAUGACCCGGACAUGCGCUGGAACAAAGGCACCAUCUUGAAGGCAUCCGUGGACUACAUCAGGAAGCUACAGCGGGAGCAGCAGAGAACCAAGGAGCUGGAGAAUCGCCAGAAGAAGCUCGAGCAUGCCAAUCGACAUCUGAUGUUGAGGAUACAGGAGUUAGAGAUGCAGGCACGUGCUCACGGUCUAGCCAUCGUGCCUCCAGCACUCUGCUCCCCGGAACUCGGAGCCCGGACCAUUAAGCAAGAGAACGCUCUGGAGGACUGUCACCAGGACCUGUACUCGCUCCACCCCCAUCACCAACACCAUCCCGCCUGCACUCCCGAAACUCCCAGCACUCUGGAGCUAAACGAAAGCCACUCUAACUUCCCCGAGGGCCACUACAGCGUUCACAGCAAGCCGGGCUCCAAACUCAACGACAUCCUUAUGGAAGACACCUUAUCACCAGUGAGAGGGGGGGACCCUUUGCUCUCGUCCGUCUCUCCAGAAGCCUCUAAGGACAGCAGUCGCAAGAGUAGCGUAAGCAUGGAUGAGAAUGAGCAGGGCUGUUAGCACCGCCUGCUGGAAGACACCUCGCCUGCAUCUCCAACCUCUCCAUCGUGCUGCAAGUAUUUCUGUCAGUAGCUAACACACUACCAGCUGCUGGAGAGGUUUCCUCGUAUUUGUCCCCCCCACCCGUGUUUACAUGUAUUGAAUCUUUUCCAUUCGUGUUUUUUGUUAUUCUUUUGUUGUUAUAUUUUUGUCUUUUCGAGCCCUCAACCUUGAUUUCAAGGACUGAUUAUACGGUAUGUUUGCUUUAAUCAAUACUUUGAUGACAAUGAGUUACAAAAAUAGAAGUUUUUAUAUUUAAAAAAAAAAAACUAUAUGCAUUUAUCUUUGGAUAGAGGCUAGAUUGUGUUUAUUUCUAUUGAUUCCAAAGAAUCUAGGGAAGUUAUAAAUCACAGUCAGAAAUGUAGAUAUUUUGUGUUGAGAUGAACACUGCUUUUUAAAUCACUAGCAAUAAUAGAAGAAAAAAAAUCUAUUUAUUACUAUAGUGCUUUACACUCCUUGUGUCUUAGAUUGAACUUGAAUGUGUUGAUGCCUUAUUAAGAUGUGUAUACAUCGAUGUUGUAUUGCUAUGCACAUGUUUUGGCUGUUAGCUGAGUCUUUGUCAGUCUUCCAGAUGAAAUUUCUUCCUCGACAGAUAUUAAUCAUUUGUAGAUUUGAUCUUAUUUAUGUAUCUAUAUGUAAACAGGACUUUAUGUACACAUUCCCCUACAAAAAUUAAUUUAUAACAAGGUAUUUAAAAGAGACUUUUUGAAAGAACUGAUAAACGAAAGCACAUUAAAAAUACAAAGCUAAGAUGUCUCCUUCAAAAAAAAAAAAAAAGAAAAAAUCAAAAGAUUAAAAUUAAACAACAUCAACACUGGGAAGAGCGGAUUUUAGUCUUUUAUUCAGCGUUGUAAUGAGCAAGACACAGUAAAAAAGUGAGAAAGAUCAAGAUUCACAACACAGGUGGAUCUUUUUAAACAACAAGUGCUGACUACUUGGCAGUACGGAUCAGAUAAAUUACUAUUAGACAUGAGGUUUUUCUACAAUGCAAACUCCAAACUAAUCUCACUCAAAUCAGAAAUUAAAAAGCCUAUUGUAGUCCUAACACACACACACACAAGAAGCUGAUUUCAUAAUUGUGUAAAUCUUUGAUAGAUUAUUAAUGCAAGAAAGAUGGAUCAGUUGAGUUUUUGUUAUAUUCUUGGCUGUAGUGCUCAGACUAACAGAACUGCUACUAUUUCAGCACAGACAGUGUUAACACUUUAGACACGUCUUGAUGCAAGUGCUCACUUUUUAUACUUGUCCUUCCAUUUCCUAAAUUAUUGUUUUUUUACACCACUAUGGCGACAUUUCACAUUCAGUAUGUUUUUUUCCAUUAUGUGAACAUUUAUAUUGCCAAGGAGUAUAAGGAGACUGCUUUGGGAUUUUGUAUGAAAUCAUUGUCCAAACACUGGAAUGACCUCUGUAAACCGAAAUGUGGUUUGUUCUCCUUUUUUUUUUUUUUUAAAUCUAAGCAUAAACUAACUCUUGUAUUUGGCUUUUCAAAUGCACACAGAAGAUGAGAUUGUAGUUUCUCUCUGAUGUACAGUUGUUGUAUAGUUCAGCAGUUUGUUUUCAGUGGUUGUAGCACAUGACAUAAAAAUGUCUUCGUUAAUAACUACCUGCCAUACAUCGAGCCCUGUUCAAGCACAGCCUCCAUUUCACUAAACUAUGCAAUGUUGAAGUUGUGUCUGCAGAGCAGCAUCGAGUCUUGAUAAUGUGAUCUCCUUACGAAUUAGUCCACAGCCAGUUUCAAAGUAAUUGUCUUUUUAAUUGAUUUAAGUGCCUUACAGUCAUUCUGUGAUGAUUCAGUUUAUGCUGGUGUUCGAUGCAUUAUCUGAAGAGUGUCAAGGUAAAUGAGAAAGCAGUGGGAGAGAGCCUUUUCUCAGCACAAGAUAACACUUUAGCCUCAUAGACUCAAGAACCACAAGAAAACAUUUGUUAUUAUGGAACCCCAAAGUGUUCAGUAUUAAAUUAUAAGUACGACAACAUGAAAUGAAUACAAUCAUAAUCAUAUAAAGGUAAACAGAGUAAAAUAUAGAAGUAAACCAACUGACACUUUCAAUAAAUUAUUAUUUCAUUAUUAUGUCAUUUGUAUUUUUAUUAUUUUAUCAAUUUCAGAAGUGUUUAUUAUAUUUAUUUCAAAGUGCCCUUUUUCAAAAUUUUGUUUGUUUUUAUUUCAUGAGGUCAUUUUUCCCAAUAACACCUUUAUUUCAAAAUUAUCAUCGUGCCUCUGGCAAUCCAAUUCCUCCCUGCAGGCUUACAAACUUACAAACUUAUCCGGCUGUUUUUUUGUUUUUUGUUUUAUUUAACAGUUUGCAAAUCAAAAUAAGAAGCAACAUUUCUUUGUAAGGAGCUAAUUGUAGUGAUCUGUUGAACUUAGUGUUGGUUGGUCCAUCACUUUGGUCCAGACUGAAAAGUCUCAGCAACAAUUAAAUGGAUUGCCAUAAUAAUGUGUGAAGACAUCAUCUCAUCUCAUUUAGGAUGAAUUGUUUGAACUUUUUAUGCAGCAGGUGUGCCCAAAUGUUUUCUCAAGGAGGGCCAAAAUCAAAACUUAAUGGUGGGCCACAGGCCAAAAGCAAGCUCAUAUUGCAUUAUUUUUAUUCUUAAGAUGGUCUGCUUAAUUGGCUGACUUCCUGUGCAAAAUUUCACUCUGCUCGACAUGCUCAGAUCGUAAAAAAUAAUUAAUAAAUAGGGCUUCAUAUUAGCAUCCUGAUUUUGGCAUUAGUUCAAAGCACUAUUCUGUCUGCAGCCUCACAGAGCUGCCAUUGAUCUUCUUUUACUUCAUUUUUAAUAUAAAUAUUUAUUUAUUAAUGUAUUAUUUAUUUCUUUAAAACUGAACACUUUGGGGUAACUGUGCAUUUUGCCUGAUCUGUAAGGUCAUAUUCUACAAUAACAGUGGUGUAUCCAAAGUUGCACUGAAUAUUCAGCAUCCUUUUGAGACUGUUAUGAAUGUAGUUCAACAUGAUGACUGCCAAAAUUAGAAAUUCUUAAAAAUAGUUGUAUAGAACUUAUAUAUAUAUAUGUAUAAAUAGCAACAGCUUAACUACUACACCCGUUUUAGUGGUCUACUCAGUUGUUCAUAGCAAUAACAAGAGCAACAAACAGGAGGAGUACAUGGUGAAAAAAAUAAUAAAUUCAGAAUGUACCUGAUAAAAGUUUUUCUGUAGUUUUUCAACUGCAUGUCACAGUUUUCAUCAGCAGGAGGCAACAGCUCAUGUCAUUACAUCAGUGAAACAGAAGUGAAAUACUAUGGACCUUCUGUCAUUAAGACUGUGAGAUGUGGUUGAAAGAAAAGACAAAUUCUGUUUGUUUUGGGGGUUUUUCAUCCUGGACCCUACAUUUACACAUUUGUGGUGUGGAAAUGUUUCAUACCUACCAUAAGUUUUGUAAGUGGUCCAGUUUAUUGCUUUUUUUUGCCACUCACAUCCUGAGUCUUCUUACAGAAAGGAUCCCCAUAGAAACAGUCUUUUUUUAAAAGAGUCAAGUCCUCUUUGUUUAACCAGGAACACUGAAAUCUUGAAUGUUGUUGCAAGAAGUCAACUUUGUAAAUAUGAGUCGAAGCUAGAGAGAGGAGUUUGCAAUUUACUGCCAGCAAGAACCUAUUUCCAAAGUCAUGGCUGAUAUUACUUUAGCUGAUUUCAACAGUUUAGAAGAGGUAACAGCUGCGACAGCUCACCUCUUGAGAAUUCAGAGCGGCACUUCUUGUGUGAGAUUUGUGUUUCUUAUUUUAAACAAAAAGGAUUUUACAAACAAAAAACGUUUAGAGCUUUUUUUCUCCCCUGUGCGGAUCCUUUCCAUAAUGUUCUCAGACAUGCAGAGUAACAAUCUCGGGAUGUGAGCAGCAAAAAAAACCCCACUUUAGUUGGGCGUAACUUUGACGGUCAAAGUUGCCCCAAACAUUGCAGCCACUCCAGCCACGCUGCUGUUGCCAGCUGAGACGAUCUACUGGACCAAAUACAAAACCUUUGGGAAGCAUCAGUCAUUUACACACCAAAAUAUGUGAAUGUCCGGUCCAGUUUUCAAAACACCAGAGUUUCUCUUUAAGUUGAGAGGAUUAUCUUAAAUGAAUUUCAGCUUUCAGUUGACUGCGGAAUGGUGGCCACCAAUCCCAUGUACUGAGCCUUAAUAGUGCAAUAAACACAUUGCCCUUUGACUGAACCCAGAUAGACUUUUUUUAAUGGAAGAGAUAAAUCAUCUAAACCCUGAAAUGUGACUGGUUAGAAUGCACAUCAGUAUCUUACAAACGAUGGUAAUGGUGGCACUUAAUUUAAAGCCAUCUCUAUGACUGAUUUCUCACAAUGAAUCCUGCAGCUGUUGAUUUUUAUGGCACAUUAUGGGCAAACUACUAAUGAAGAACCAUCUGUUCUGUUCAUUCUCAUUCCUGUUGUUCAAACAGACAAUGUUCUCGGCCAAUGUUGCUACUGUUUUUAUUGUUACAGUUUAUAUGAGAUGAAUGUAGCAAUAGUUACUGUACGCACUGGUUUCAGAUUAGUGAACUCAAACUCAUUGGUACUCAAUGUGGAAACUAUCUUGUGAGAAAUAUUAAAAGUUGUAUUUGAAUGUU
This is a messenger RNA of Scatophagus argus, 6729 nucleotides long. Its product is annotated as microphthalmia-associated transcription factor-like. The transcript has 10 exons. Gene Ontology annotation, biological process: melanocyte differentiation; regulation of transcription by RNA polymerase II. Gene Ontology annotation, molecular function: DNA-binding transcription factor activity, RNA polymerase II-specific; RNA polymerase II cis-regulatory region sequence-specific DNA binding; protein dimerization activity. Bases 654 to 2144 code for a protein of 496 amino acids. Gene Ontology annotation, cellular component: nucleus. The record is from RefSeq and is a predicted model, not a curated record. Lineage: Eukaryota; Metazoa; Chordata; Actinopteri; Scatophagidae.